GAGACGACCCCCCGCACGCUACGUGACGGUGAGUUCAACGGGUGCUCGCGCGCCGGCAGUUUUGUUUUUGAGUAAUUCGCUUGUGGUGCGUUGCAGUCAUUGGGCGGUGUCUGAUCUCUCGGGGCGCGCGCUGGGAGGGAGGGGCGCAAUGACGGCUGGUGACAACUGACAGCUGACUUGGCCGAGGGGGCGCCAGGGAUGGCUCCCCACAGCUGGGAGCUGUGAGAAACUUCUGAGUGGACUGCUGGCCCGAGCGCCUCACCAUGGGGCGCAAGAAGCCGGCGGCGGCGCCGGCCUCCUCUCCCAAGGCGGCGACCAGCUCGAAAAUUAAAGCGUCAUCACCUCGAGCCGCUCUGAAACGCUCCCCAGUCAACAAACUGCUCUCCUCGUGGUCGACCGAGACGAGUCCUCGCUCCAGAAAGAGCGCUGCCUCGUCCUCCCCAUCACCCACAAAAGUUGGCGGCGCUCGCGCGUCGGGCUCUGCGGCGGCCGGUCCGUCCAGAGUCGUCCCGUCGGCGCCUCUCAUCUCUCCACCGGUGAACCGCUGCGAGGGAACCAUGGACACAGCGCGGCUGCUGCUCUCUAUGAAGGAGAACGCGUCGGCGGCGCUGUGGCCUCCGGAACCAGUCAGCACUGCCGUUGGGGAUGGGGCCCACCUGUCCAGCGACAACUACCGGCCGGGUUUGAGCGAACUGGUGCCGCAGCGGAGGGGUAUCUCACCCCCGCGUGGUGGAGGUCUCUUGCUGGAUCUCGAUCGCCAGUCGGUGGACAGUAGUGCGGCCGAUAGUGUUGUGGACACCGAGCUGAGCAUGACAGACCUGCUGCGAGCGCCGGCCGCGCCGCGUGCCAACAAACCGCCCACCAAACGACACGCGUGCACCAUUUGUGACAAGGUGAUGGGCUCACGCAGUGACCUGGUGAAGCACGUGCGUAUUCACACGGGAGAGAAGCCGUACAGCUGUAGCUACUGCCCGGCGCGGUUCACUCAGCUGGGCAGUCUGCGGGCACAUGAAACACGUCACACGGGCGUCAAACCGUUCAAGUGUGACAUCUGCUCGCGUGCGUUCAGCAUCAAGGAGCGUCUCAAGGUGCACAUGCGUAUCCACACUGGCGAAAAACCCUUCCACUGCGACCUCUGCGACAAGUCGUUCGCGAGAGGAAGUCAGCUCAUCCAGCACAAGCGUACUCACACGGGGGUGAAGCCCUACAGUUGUUCCUACUGCAACAUGAAGUUCGCCUUCGCCACCAACCUCAAGCUGCAUGAGAAGAAACACUCCGGCAUCAAAGACUUCGAGUGUCCCCGUUGCUACAAGGGCUUCGUGCGUCAGGAUGCCUUACGCAAGCACAUUCAGUCCUACCACGAGAACGAGAGACCGAUGCGCUGUCCCAUCUGCGACAAAAGCUUCAAGGGCCACCUGGGCACGCACCUGCGGGUACACACACAGGAGAAGCCCUACUCGUGCACGGUGUGUGAGGCAGCGUUUGCACAAAACUCGCAGCUGACAGUGCACAUGCGUGUGCACACCGGGAUCAAGCCGUAUGCUUGUCAGGUGUGCCCUCAGAAGUUCGCUCAUUCUACGGCGCUGAAGGUCCACCUUCGGCAGCACACGGGCGAAAAGCCCUACCGGUGUCCGCUGUGUAACCACUUCUUCAACCAGUUACCCCACCUGAAGAAACACCUGCGCAGCAUCCACAAACGCGAGGACCCCUACAUGUGCGGCGCGUGUCGACAGUUCUUCAAGACCAAAGCCGAGCGGGAGCGGCACGUGGAGUCGGACCACCCGCAGUACCCGGCUCACGGCGGCGGCGGCCCCGAGUUUGGCAAGGUGGACACCUACCGCACAGAGAUCCUGGAGCCGGAGACCAUGCCGGAGAUCAUCACUCGCGGCGGCAUGGCCGUCUCCAAGCUGCGCGGCUACCUGGCGAUCCUGAUGAAGAAGAUCAGCACUAGCGCCAGGCUGCUCAAGUUUGGGUUCGGCCGGCGGCUCAUAGAUGACGUUCUCAAGGACUCACUCGAGACUGGCGGCAAAACUCCAUUCCGAGAAGGCGGGAACGAGGUGGAGAUUUUGCGCGCCAACGUUCAGCUGCUGCUCGACUGGACCAUUCCGCGCGACUACAUGGAACAGUACAGAAAGGAGCGCAAAACCGUGGAGGAGAUCCUGGAGGAGCUAGCAUCGUAGGUGGCGCCGGCGAAGCAUUACAACGGGCGCUGGGGGGUUCGAGCUCUGAAUGGGUCGAGGGAGGAAAAGGAGGUGGGCUAUGAUUCAUGGUGAGCUUCUGGGAGGGUUAUACUUGGUCACUACGAUAAAUUGGGGAUGGAUAGUAUGUCUCAUGGGAGUAAGUGUGGGUUUCAGGGUUUUAAGGGGGAGUGAGGGUGGACGAAGGGGCUGGCGGACAUUUGACAUCCGGGACGUCGGGGACCACCCGCCGCUGCUGGUCUGGUCUGUGGGACCUGGUCCCAUGGGGACCGGACCGGCCCGCGGUGCGUCUGGUCAUCCUCAAACCGUUAAGAAGAGGAAGGGGGGGGGGGGCUGAAUGACACACGAUGGGAGGUCAGGCACCAGUACACGGGGCACCGCUCCUGGCAGAACAAUCAGUACCAAUCUGUGCACGAGCUUCUGCGGCCGGCUACCGAGGGGAGGGGGGGGGGCAGUAGCCGGCCGCUGUCACCUUGUAGUCACCGUCUAGUCGAGAACGACAGGCAUUAGUGCGAGAUCUCGUUGUCUUUGUAUAGCUGGUGUCCGACCGCGGGUGAGGAAGUAGUACCUACCGCGACCCAAGACGGGUUUCAGUGUUAAUGUCGAGCUGUUGUGGCCAUGACAGGGCGUUUGUCGUGCGCUCAGGACGAUAUCCCACCGAUUGUGUGCUUGUGUAUUACGCUGAAAACAGCGCAUAUGCGUAAUCGUUUUUUUUGUGACGGUAACUAACUAGAAACUACAGACAUCGCUUGGUUUACCAUCGGGCAUUUUAAAGACCGCAUUUAUAGGGCAUUUGUAAGCUGAUACUGUAGGCCAGCCAGUGUAGAAACCAUGGCCUGAUCAGUGACGCAUUCUUCAAGGUUUUAAGAUAUUUUCUUGUCGCCCCUAAAGACAGGUCAGUCACAUUUUGAGCUUGUACACAUUCUGGUCAGUUCAGUUGGUCAUUUUUAGCAUGCUCGAUAGACGGUGACUAGCGCCGGUAAGUUGUAUAUACGCGUGCAUGUGGCUGGGUGCGUGUGUGUAUGCGUGGUUGGUGUGGAGUGCAGAUCUAGUCCCGACUUGUGCCGCCGGCACGGCCGCCGCUUGCCCAGCCGCGGCCAACAAAGUCCAAGGGCGACUGAGUUCUGCGCUAGUCACUCGUGUACAGAAGCUGCCCUCUGGCGGACAGUAGGUGCUGCUACCUACCGACAGUGGAAUGACAGCAUGGCAGGGACGCGCACGGCGAUGGUCCCGACUUCUCGCAACACAAACAUAUCAAUGCUCGUUUUUGUGAAACCUUUUAGGGAGUAAGUGCACUUUGUCAUUAAAGCUAUUCCUUAUGGCCUUUUUAGUAUAAUGUGACUAUGAUCAAGUACGUCACAUUUGACCUGUUCAGUCUUUUAUUGCCUUCUCCUUCUUCACCAAAGUGUUUGCCCGGGACCAUUGCACCGUCGCGUUUCAUAGCCUCCCAGUGUAAUGGUAUGUGUUGUCGUGAGGUGUUACCGUGCCCAAACGGCCAUGUUUGGAUGAGUGCCCAGGAUCCAGUCAAUAGCGUAAGGAUAGCCCAGCCUCGGGCCAUCGGUUAAUGAAAACCGGUGGUUUCGUUCGCUAAUUUAGAAGUGUGCGUUUAACUUGGUUAGCCCAGCUCAUUUUUGUAAUUUUGUCUGCGCAUUACAAUCAAUGUAGUAGUCUAGGGGUAUUUUAGAAGCACUGUUUUUGCUUGUCUACGCGGAAAUCAACGUUCUAGCUGUAUCAAGGGAUAAUUUUGUCGUGCCAUUGUUGAUGCCAUGUGCGUGUACUGUGUAUAUAGGUGCAUGGAGGGGAUUGGGGACAUUGGCCAGUAGGAUGAGUGUGCUAAUCCAGUCCGGUGAUCACAGUUACCGGUCACGUGACCCAAGGCUGAGCGUCAGCUGGUGGCAGGCCGACGGUCGACCGACGGUCACGUGACCUUUUAUGCACUCGUGAAGCUUCAUAGCUUCGUGAGCUUGUGUUUACUUGCCGAUUGAAUCGUGUUUCCCGUGAGUUUAAUCUAGCCGUGCCAGUACCGAUGGUGUGAAAUUGCCGCUACAGUGCGCAUUUCUACCAGCUUUGUUACCUAGAUCAGGGGAUCUUGUAGUAAAGUUUGAUUUUAGGUAUGAGAUGCAAGUGUGUUUCGUGCGCUGGUUUCUUGUAGCUUGUGACAUAUAUGAUGCAUAUGCUGUAUUCUGAUCCAUGCUGCAUGUACGUGUUGAUAUUCUCUUAUUGGAUUGUCCAGCACAGCACCUAGUAGGCAGUGCCGUCCCUCGCCAAGGCGUUCGCGUCUGGACGGCCCAGCCGCUGCCUAAUGCCUAUCUCACGUCAUUGUGCCUAUACAGUAGCCGGUGACUAUCGCUGUGUGACUCGUGGCGCCCCGCGUGGUCACGUGUCACGUUCACGUGGCACGAGCCGGUCGGAUCGCUAACAAGGGUACCGCCUCAGUCACAGCUCAAACUAUGCCAGGCUAUGUAGGGUGUAUUGUCUGAAUAUGUGUUGUCCAGUGUCGGCACACCCACUGCACUGCAAAGCAUCGAACGUACUGCCUCUAAAUAGCUGCAUGACGCUCAGCACAGGCACCAAUGCACCGUUCUUUCAAUACAGAGUUGAGACGUU
Molecule: messenger RNA, 4805 nt
Organism: Amphibalanus amphitrite
Lineage: Eukaryota; Metazoa; Arthropoda; Thecostraca; Balanomorpha; Balanidae
Product: zinc finger protein 135-like
Exons: 5
Coding region: 264-2180 (638 amino acids)
Source: RefSeq, a predicted model, not a curated record